Echinops telfairi (small Madagascar hedgehog) is the source of this 2761-nucleotide messenger RNA. It is a transcript of the gene NUFIP2, whose product is annotated as nuclear FMR1 interacting protein 2. The coding region runs from base 75 to 2057 and encodes 660 amino acids. The record is from RefSeq and is a predicted model, not a curated record. Gene Ontology annotation, cellular component: nucleoplasm; cytoplasmic stress granule. Gene Ontology annotation, molecular function: RNA binding. The transcript is spliced from 5 exons. Lineage: Eukaryota; Metazoa; Chordata; Mammalia; Afrosoricida; Tenrecidae.
GCCCGGAGGAGCAGUCUCAGAUCCUGACGGUGCAGCAGCCCGCAGCCUCAGCCCGGGAGUCCCAGCCGCUUUCAAUGGAGGAGAAGCCCGGCCAGCCACAACCUCAGCACCAUCACAGCCACCACCAUCCUGAUGCUUAUUUUAUGAAGAAAGCUUUUGAAACGUUAUCUAAAGUGUUGAGGUGGCUUUACAUGACCUAUUAUACUCAAACCUAUAAAGAGGGCCAGUUUAUCUUUAUCCAGAAGAGGGAGCAAGAGAGGACCAAAUGCUAUGGUGAACUAAAUGGUAAUGUUGGAGAAAGAGAAAUAUCUUCAAAGAACCUGGGUUCUGAUGAAGCUAUCAACCCCUUUUCCAGGGUCCUCAAUGGCAACCAGCAAGUUAUAGACACUAAUGUGAAGCAGACUGUGAAGGCCAGCACCUUUGGGAGAGCAGGAAUUAAAACCAAGAAUUUCAUUCAGAAAAACAGUAUGGACAAAAAGAAUGGAAAGUGUUAUGAAAAUAAAUCUGGAGAGAAUCAAUCUGUAGACAAGACGGACACUGUAGCAAUCCCAAAUGGUGUUGUAACAAAUAAUUCUGGCUAUAUUACUAAUGGUUAUAUUGGCAGAGGGGCAGAUAAUGAUGGUAGUGGAUCUGAGAGCGGAUACACCACUCCUAAGAAAAGGAAAGCUAGGCGCAACAGUGCCAAGGGUUGUGAAAACCUUAAUUUAGUGCAGGACAAAAUAAUGCAACAAGAGCUCAGUGUCCCAACCUUAAAACAGGGACUUGAAACUUUCAAGCCUGAUUAUAAUGAACAAAAGGGAAAUCGAGUGGAUGGUUCUAAGCCCAUUUGGAAGUAUGAAAGUGGGCCUGGAGGAACAAGUCGAGGAAAACCUGUGGGUGACAUGCUGCGGAAAAGCUCUGAUGUUAAACCUGGUGUGAGCAGCAAAAAGUUUGAUGAUCGACCUAAAGGAAAGCAUGCUUCAGCUGUUGCCUCCAAAGAGGAUUCGUGGACUCUAUUUAAACCACCCCCAGUUUUUCCAGUGGACAAUAGCAGCGCUAAAAUAGUUCCUAAAAUAAGUUAUGCAAGCAAAGUUAAGGAAAACCUCAACAAAACUGUACAGAAUUCUUCCUCGUCUUCAUCUUCAUCAUCAUCUACUGGGGAAACUCAGACCCAGCCUUCAAGUCGGUUGUCCCAGGUCCCUAUGUCUGCGCUGAAAUCUGUUACUUCUGCCAGCUUUUCUAAUGGGCCUGUUUUAGCAGGGACUGAUGCUAGUGUGUGUUCUCCGGGGGGCCAGCCACUGCUGACGACUACUGCUAAUACACCCAUCUCUUCUGGAACGGAUUCCGUUCUCCAGGACAUGAGUUUCACUUCAGCAGCUGUUGAACAAAUUAAGUCUAGCCUUUUCAUCUACCCUUCAAAUAUGCAAACUGUGCUGUUGAGCACAGCACCAGUGGAUCUGCCCUCUCAAACAGAUCAGCAAAACCUGGGGGACAUCUUCCAGAACCAGUGGGGCUUGUCAUUUAUAAAUGAGCCCAGUGCUGGCCCGGAGACUGCUAGCAGGAAGCCAUCAGAUCAUAAAGUAAUGGAGGUGACGUUUCAAGGGGAAGAUCCCGCUACUUCGGUUUCACAGGGUGCCGACAUGAUCCCCUCAGGAACUGAACAUCCUGUGUUUCCCAAGGCUUAUGACUUGGAAAAACGGACUAGUCCUCACAUGCUGGGUAACAUUCUGAAAUCCGGGACUGCCAGUGAGAGUGGAGCCUUAUCCUUGGAACCCAGUCAUAUAGGUGACCUGCACAAAGCAGACGCCAGUAGUCAAGGUGCUUUAGUGUUUCUCUCAAAGGACUACGAGGUAGAAAAUCAAAAUCCUUUGGCCUCUCCCACGAACACCUUGUUAGGCUCGGCCAAAGAACAGAAAUACCAGAGAGGCCUAGAAAGGAAUGAUAGCUGGGGUUCUUUUGACCUGAGGGCUGCUAUUGUAUAUCACACUAAAGAAAUGGAAUCUAUUUGGAAUUUGCAGAAGCAAGAUCCCAAAAGGAUAAUCACUUACAAUGAAGCCAUGGAUAGUCCAGAUCAAUGAAGGUAGCAGGACCAGACUGCCAAUUCGUAACCUUUCUGCAGCAUUGGAGCCACCGUUCACAGGGGACGCGAGGCUUCUAUGCUCCUAGAUCUUCAACGCAGCAGAGGAACCAUAAGUAGAAUCACAGGAUAAUAUAUACAAAUAUAUAUAUAAAUAUAUAUAGUUAUUUAAAAAAAGGCAACUGAAAGUAAUUAGACUUCUUAAGGAAUCAAAAAUUAUUUCAAGAGACUGCGUAUGGUUAUUUAAUCUCCGGUACUGAAUAGUUUUUUUCCCCUCCCCCUUUUGUUAGAUUUUGUUUUUAAGAGUGAAUGCAAGUGAUUAAUGAAUACAGACUUGACAAGUGUGGUUCUAAAAUUCUGCUGUCAUCAACUUGGGCAACAAAUGACCCACUGGAAAGGCAAAUCCACUUAAAAGAUCUCUGUAUCUUGUUCUGUGACUAAAGUGAUACACUAAUCAUGGGGAACCCAGAAUGAUUCAACCUUGCCCCCACUCCUCCCUGGAUCUUUCAGUUUCACUUGGAUGAUCCCUGCAAGAAUGCUGGAUAGAUAAAUGCCUUGAAGUUUGCAGGGGUUUUUUUGUUUUUGUUUUCUCUCUUUUUUUUUUUUUAGUGAAUAAGAUUUGCAUGUCUUGCCAGGAGUUAAGCUCAUCCUCUGGAGUGUUGGGGAGAUAUUUUUCCUUCUUUUUACUUUACUGUUUGUAGGGUG